GCAGCCGCGCGCAGGCGUGCGCAUGGCCCUCGCGUGACAGUCGCGCCCCGAUCCGCGACGCGACGCCCGGCUCGCCGGGAAUGGAGGCCUGCUGCGCGAUCAGAGCUGCCGAGGACCUUGUGGGCGACCAGAUUGUCCCUGGCGGCAGUCGCUGGGCCGCUCCGCACGCGCCCGGCCUUCUUGACUCAUGGUUUCAGAUGCAGAUGCAGACAUCUGACUUCGAGUCGCUGCUUUGCAAGCAGGAGGGCGCCUCGCUAGCGCCCGCCCACAUGGACCUUUUUGAUGGCGGCACUUCUUCUCGCGACGAUGCGUUCCUGCGGCCCGCUCUCUGGGAGGACAUCGCCUCCUCGAUCAGGAACAUCGAUCCCGAAAAUGCAAACAUGCUCGCUCCACUCGGAGCGACACACGUCAAGCUGGAAGCGGAUGAUCCCCUGCUUGAAGAAUGCGCUACGCCGCUACUCAGUCCUCUCGAGAUCAAGACGGAAAGACUGUGCGGACCGCCGACGUACGCGCAGCCGCAGCCGCCGCAGCACACGCCGCAGCCGCUGCCGCAACCGGUCAGCACAUUUGCCAAGUAUCCACCAGCACGCCUGGUGUACAUGUCUCCGCUGACGCCGCCCGGUUCCGACCAGGGCAGUCCAGGCAAUUCGAUGCAGGGCGCGGGGCGCCGGACGCCGCCGCCGCCAUACCACCCGCCGCCUCUGCUGCGCGCGCCGCACCCGCCUCCGCCCCUCCCGCAUCAUCACCAACACCAUCACCAACAGGUAACACUAAUAUAUACUUUAAAGUAGUAACAAAGAAAUCAUGAAACCAUUGCAAUGGCACAGGUGCCGCCAAUGGGCGCCCAGCUGCCAGCGCCGGCGCAGCAGCACCACGCGCCGCACCACGCUCCCAUGCUGCACUCGAGGCUGGGCCCCGCCUCUGUCAAGUACAACCGGCGGAACAACCCUGAAUUAGAAAAAAGAAGAGUACACCACUGCGACUUCAUGGGUUGCACGAAGGUAUACACGAAGAGCUCUCACCUGAAAGCACAUCAGAGGAUACAUACAGGAGAGAAACCUUACACUUGCCAAUGGCCGGAGUGCGAGUGGAGGUUCGCGCGGUCUGACGAGCUGACGCGGCACUACCGUAAGCACACGGGCGCGAAGCCCUUCAAGUGCGCGGUCUGCGAGCGCUCGUUCGCCAGGUCCGACCACCUCGCGCUUCAUAUGAAGCGCCACCUGCCCAAGACCUCCAAAUGACACGCGCGGAGGGGCGGGGACCAGCCUCCCGCGCCCCAGUCUACACCGGUAAACAAAUCUACCAUUUAUAAUACUGCCAU
Messenger RNA from Cydia fagiglandana, 1321 nucleotides. RefSeq names its product dendritic arbor reduction protein 1-like. The transcript is spliced from 7 exons. Gene Ontology annotation, molecular function: DNA-binding transcription factor activity, RNA polymerase II-specific; RNA polymerase II cis-regulatory region sequence-specific DNA binding. The record is from RefSeq and is a predicted model, not a curated record. Lineage: Eukaryota; Metazoa; Arthropoda; Insecta; Lepidoptera; Tortricidae. Gene Ontology annotation, biological process: regulation of transcription by RNA polymerase II.